Molecule: messenger RNA, 1944 nt
Organism: Rotaria sp. Silwood2
Lineage: Eukaryota; Metazoa; Rotifera; Eurotatoria; Philodinida; Philodinidae
Source: the annotation of a GenBank genome assembly
AUGACAGUAAUUGAAGCUCAUAUAGCUGAAAAUCUAUGUACGAACGUCAUACUAGGCAUGGAUUACAUUAAUUUAUAUAACUUAGGCAUUAAUGUUAAACAUCAAACUAUUUCUAUCGAGCAUGAAAAUCGUUUGCUAAUUAUGCCUAUUGAUUUAGAAAGUGAAGUACAAAUGAUUCGCGUUGUUUCGUUGAAAUCAAUAUAUAUUCCUGCUUAUUCAACUCGUUCUAUAGAAGUUACAAUACCUAUACCUUCUAUGUGUUCUGUUUUAUUACCUAACAAAGAUUUAGGUAGACUGAAUGGUAUAUUUAUUUCACAUACACUUCUUAAUUUUCGUAAUCAUCGUUCAACAGUUUCGUUCAUUAAUACAUCAGCUUCUUCGCAUGUUAUUAAGAAAGGGUUUUGUAUCGGAUAUAUUAAAUGUUCUUCACCCAUGAUUACAAAUUCUAAAUCAUCUAAUUAUCUAUGUGAAUCAUCGGACGCAACCAGUUAUACUGGUGUGUCGCCAGUUUCUCUUGAUUUACAUGAUACUAAUCGUACAUAUUGUCCUUUAAGGUCAUGCUUUUUACCAUCUAUAACGUUCCCUACAAGUCAUAGGGAUCAUACAGCUGUUUCUUCUUCUAAUCCAAUAUCAGCAAACACUUUAUCUACGCGAGCUCAUAUCGAUACAUUAGUCAAAUCUAUCGAAAAUAAAGAACAUAAAGAUAAAUUAUACUCAUUAUUAAAUCGCUUUAUUCAUAUAUUCGAUACUAGCAGGCACAGUAUUGCCAACACCACAAUUCAUCAUGUUAUAAAUACUAUUCCACACUCACCACCUGCCUGUAAGCCAUAUCCUCAACCCGAUAAGGAACAACCAAUGUACGAAUUAAUGCAAGAAUUUCUUAAAGCAGGACUAAUAUCAGAAUCACAUUCACCUUAUGCAGCUCCUGCACUACUAAUAAAAGAACCACGUACUCUAGCACAAGCGAAUAAGUUUGUAGGACCUCUUAGUUGGUAUCGAAAAUUCCUUCCAAGUUUCGCUACCAUAGCCUCUCCCAUACAUGCAGUAACGAAUUUAACUAAAGACAAACGUUAUAAAUUUAAAUGGUACGAGCCUCAAUCGAAAGCUUUUAAUAAACUAAAACAGAUGUUAAUAAGUGAACCAUUAUUCCUCCAUUACCCAGUGGACGGCAUUCCGUUAAUGCUGACUACGGACGCUAGUGGAAUCGGAAUUGGUGGAGUUCUUCAACAGGAAGUUGGGGAUGAAAUACACAAUUUGUAUUACCACUCCCAACUGAUGACUCCAUCUGAGCGCAAAUAUAGUGCAAUCGAAAAAGAGGCCUUGGCAAUCUAUAAAUGUUUUCAGCGAAUGCGUACGUUUCUGUUAGGUCGUAGCAUUAUUCUACAUACGGAUCAUUGUCCGUUAUGUCACUUUAUGGAAAAAAACGUUCGUAAUGUUAAAGUAGAACGAAUUGCACACUUAAUUCAGGAAUUUAAUAUCGAAAAGGUAAUUCAUAUAAAAGGACGAGAAAAUUGUCUUCCGGAUUUUCUCUCGCGAUACUCUAAUGAAAUGAAUGAUGAUCUUUUUGAAAUAGAGUAUGGACUAGAAAGUAAAGCUCAGUCAUCCGUAUCAAAACCACUAUUAACAUCAACGUCUACUAAGUCACCAUCAUGUAAAACUAAUGCUAAAGAAAACAUACUUGCCUCCAUGGUAUUACGUUCUCAUACUAAACAACAACAAUCUUCAUCACAUUCCAACUUGACAAAUAAAACAUUAAGUCCUGAUAAUCGAAUAAACAUACCACCAAUAAAUAAUAAUUCUUCUAAGGAUUCAGCUGAAAGAUUCAUUAUAUUACGUUUAUUUAUUAACUUUCUUGGUCGAUCAACACAUUUCUCUUUACCAUCAUGUCCUAUACUCACCACUUUAAUUCCAACUACGUUCAUCACUUUAUACCAUUUUCUUUAA